CGUGUCAAAAUGGCCGAUCUAAACAAGGAAUUAAACGAAUAUCUCCUUAGCAAUAAAAAUGAAAAACAAUAUAAAAUUACACUGCCUACGGUAGGAAUACCUAAACCAAAUAUAGGAAAAUGGCUUGGAAGAAGUUCAGAAGAAAACAGAGAUGAGUCGACAUGGCUCAAUGAAACAAAACGAGAUUGUUGUCCUAGUAUGACGAGAAUGCAAAGACUGACUGCAUUUGGAGUAUGUUUUUUUAUGGGUAUUUUAUGUUUCUGUUUAUCUGCAAUUUAUAUACCUGUGCUAUUACUGAAAGCUAGGAAAUUUGCUCUACUAUACACAUUAGGAAGUACAUUUUUUUUAAUAAGUUUUGGUUUUUUGUGGGGUCCAAUGAAUUAUAUAAAAUCAUUAUUCUCAGCAGAAAGAAGAUAUUUUUCGAUUAUUUAUAUAAUUUCUUUAACAGGAACAUUAUACUUUGCACUCCAUUUACAAUCGACGUCACUAACUGUUUUGUGUGCUGUACUCCAAUUGAUAGCAAUGUUGACAUUUCUAAUUAGUCACAUACCAGGUGGCACAACAGGACUAAUGUUCUUUUCAAGAAUGUUUAAAUCUUCAGUUAGUUCGACAUUACCUAUUUGAUAUUAUAUUGUUACUCCAGAAAUAUUUAUAAGAAUUACAGUUCAAAGAGAUAUAAAUGUAAAAUAUUUUUGUAAAUAGUGUACAAUUUUUGUAUAAAAAUGCCAUUCUUUAUUUAUAGAAAGCUUGCA
Molecule: messenger RNA, 752 nt
Organism: Phymastichus coffea
Lineage: Eukaryota; Metazoa; Arthropoda; Insecta; Hymenoptera; Eulophidae
Exons: 3
Coding region: 10-624 (204 amino acids)
Biological process (GO): vesicle-mediated transport
Cellular component (GO): membrane
Source: RefSeq, a predicted model, not a curated record